GUGCACACUGGUGAUCAUCUGAUGAGCCAGCCCAUCACACACAUUUCUUCUCCGCACCCGUUAAUUGCAUGAAUGGCGCAUAUCGUCGAUUCCCAUCCCUCCGGCCUUACACUACCGGUACCUUAGGCGUCCAAGGUUGGUAUCUCAAUGGAUAGCGUACCCCUCCACCCCGAACGUCCCGUCGACGGUCUCACGGCCACUCGCGGCAUACAAACAAUGCCAAGCUACUCCCGACCCCAAGACGGGCGCCCCUCCUCUGUAGUCAGCAUCGGGCAUCUGCACACCGUGCAGCAAAAUCAAACUAGACCCUCGAAUCACAUCUCAUCCUGCUCUGCUGAGACAUUGGCCAGGGGUCCCCCUUUGGAACACAACGUCACGCUCACCAGUGCACCAACCAACGGCGAACAACAAAUCAACCUUCCCUCGUCGAGAAGGCUGACAAGUCAUGCAACAAUCCAAUACAUUAAUUUACGGCGAAAAGCGCUGUUGUGUACCCCUAGACCUUGUCCCGCUUUGCCUAUCUGCACCCUCGUUGAUACACCGUCAAUCACACACGCAUUGAUAGACAGAAGAAAGGGGCCCGUGAAUCGGAGGUUGAGGCACGCGAUCGAUGAUCGGCCAGAACAUCGUCCCCCCGCUCAGCCGUCAUGGACCCCUCAUAUCUCCCGGGUCUCAACGCCACACAAAAGAGAGCCGCAACCAAUCUUCCUUCAAGUUCCUUGCCAACAAACAACACCACUAACCUGAUAGAAGCAUACACCAUCAUCAAGACCACCUCCACCACACAGGACACGCUUCCCUUGUUGAAAAGCCCAAUUUGAUUUCCCUCCCCCUUGGAUCUCGUGGUUCAGCCUGCGCCCCCGAAAAAGAGUAUCAUAACCACUCACAUGACCACACACCUCGCGUUUCGCCGUCGACUCUUGGCAUCCCCACGAAAGGCCACGGGACCAAAACUCUUCCCCGACUCCAUGACAUCCGCGAGGCUACGGAAACCUUGACUU
Molecule: messenger RNA, 1001 nt
Organism: Colletotrichum godetiae
Lineage: Eukaryota; Fungi; Ascomycota; Sordariomycetes; Glomerellales; Glomerellaceae
Exons: 2
Coding region: 148-747 (199 amino acids)
Source: RefSeq, a predicted model, not a curated record